Molecule: messenger RNA, 795 nt
Organism: Cadophora gregata
Lineage: Eukaryota; Fungi; Ascomycota; Leotiomycetes; Helotiales; Ploettnerulaceae
Exons: 2
Coding region: 1-795 (264 amino acids)
Source: RefSeq, a predicted model, not a curated record
AUGCGCUUCUCACAAGCAACACUUGUUUUCCUCGGACUCGCUGCCUCCGCCAAUUGCGCAGUUGUCGCCCGUUCCAAGGGAAAAGAUGACCCUCGUCCUACUUGCCCACCCGCCCAAACAGUCACAGCCGGCUACACCAUAACCGAGACCUACAUCUCCACCGUCUACGUGCCCACCACCACAUCCUCAGACGACAACCCCCACACCAACUCCUCAGACGACAACUCCUCCCCGACCAUCACCUCCCCCUCCACACCACCCAGCACAACCAAAGGCCCCGAAGACAACCCGCACACCGACCGCACUGCCAGCGACGACAACCCCAAAACCAAACUCAAGCGCAGCGGCGGCGGCGACGAUGGUGAUGACGAUAAAGAACUUCGCACCAAAACAAUAACCGAGUUCACCAAGACCAUCUACCCAGCAUGUACAGGGCGUCCUCGCUCCUCCUCCUCCUCCUCCUCCUCCGCAUCACCAUCACCAUCUCAGUCUGAAGAUAAUGCCAGGACUGGAUCCUCGUUAUCGGAUAAUAACUCGCCGUCUGCGUCUACAUCGUCGGGUGUGGAGGAUAAUACGACGAAAGUUGAGGAUAAUACUGCUAAGCCUACUGGAACGAGCAGCAGUGGAGCGGAGGAUAAUACGGCUGCGGCUGUGAAGAGCGAUGAUCAUCCGAAGACGAAGAGGGGUCAUGAUGAGACGACGGUGACGGUGACGUAUUAUACGAAGACUGUUACGGCGAGGUGUAGGACGAGGACGAGUUCGAGUUUGAGUGUGGAGGCUACGAGCUCUGUUUAG